GCUGACCGACUUUUGACGAUGUUCUUCUUAAGCCGGAUGAGUAUGGCUUGCCCCACCUAGCGGAGAUUUUUGUAAUUGAAAACAUUGAAUUUUGAAGAAUUGUCGAAAAAAAAUGAACAAUUUAACCACACAGCAACCACGACUACCAAACCCUCAACAACAGGCCAGUGUGCCAUUAGCAAUACCACAAGUAGACAGAGAUCGUAUAUAUCAAUGGAUUAAUGAAUUAACAAGUCCAGACACUAGAGAAAAUGCAUUAUUAGAAUUAAGUAAAAAAAGAGAAGUUGUCCCUGACUUGGCACCUAUGUUAUGGCAUUCAUUUGGUACAAUUGCUGCUUUGUUACAAGAAAUAGUCAAUAUUUAUCCUGCUAUUAAUCCACCAAAUCUAACUGCUUCUCAGUCCAAUCGAGUAUGUAAUGCAUUAGCAUUAUUACAAUGUGUAGCAUCACAUCCAGAAACCAGAUCAACAUUCUUACAAGCUCAUAUUCCAUUAUUUUUAUAUCCGUUCCUACAUACUGUUAGUAAAACCCGACCUUUUGAAUAUUUACGAUUAACUAGUCUAGGAGUUAUUGGUGCUUUAGUCAAAACAGAUGAACAAGAAGUCAUUAAUUUUCUCCUUAAUACAGAAAUCAUUCCUCUAUGUCUCAGAAUAAUGGAAGCAGGCACUGAAUUAUCAAAAACGGUAGCCACAUUUAUAUUACAAAAGAUAUUAUUGGAUGAAACAGGACUAUCAUAUAUCUGUCUCACAUAUGAAAGAUUCUCACAUGUAGCUAUGAUAUUGGGUAAAAUGGUUUUACAUUUAUCUAAAGAACCAUCAGCUAGAUUAUUAAAACAUGUAGUUAGAUGUUAUCUUAGAUUAUCAGAUAAUUCCAGGGCUCGAGAAGCAUUACAACAAUGUCUUCCAGAUCAGCUGAAGGAUAGCACCUUUGCUAACUGUCUCAAAGAUGAUACAUCUACUAAACGGUGGCUGCUGCAAUUACAACAAAACCUCGACACACCCGGUGGUCCCGACCCUAGAGGCAUGCCUCCUUUACAUCAACAAUAACAUAAGUCAUGUUGAUAUAAAUCGAAGAAUAGCGUAAAUCUAAAUUAGUCCUAUAUGUUAUGAGAGCAAAUAAAGAAACUUGGUGUAAGAUGUUAUAUAUCAGGGAGCAGGGUUUCAGACUGCAUAUUUACCAAUCCGUAUUGAGAUUAGACCUCAAUAAUAAAUAUGGGUUGAUUUUAUACCCAUGACACAUCCAAAUUGCGACAUGGUAUUUCACACUUUUAAUGGAAAAAUUAACUUACUAGUAUUGCAGUUGAAUGUAUACAUUGUUGAAAAAGGUUCCUGCAUUUAUAUAAGAGUGUUUAUAUAAAAUUGAAGAUUGGCUGUAUUAACCUGUGCCGUUUCCAUUAUUAAUAAUUGUGCUAAUCAAAAUUAUAAGAACCUUGUUAAACAGUUUUAUUGGCUUUCUCUGAUCAUGAUGAGAGCUCAUACUAUUAAAGCUUGAGUAUUUGUGUUAGCCAUAUUUAAAGUUACAUGCAUGUAAAAUUUUAAAUAUAAUAUGUAUUUGUUAAAUUUGAAGAUAGGUAAUACUGACAUUUAUUAUUCUGUUUGUGAGAGGGGUUUGGAUCUUUUGACUAAUAAUAUAAAUUGUUACUUGAAGAAUUUGUGAAAAGUGGUCAAUAUUUUAAUCUCAAUCUUUAGUGACAAAAGGUUGCAUGUUGGUUCAUUUGGGUUUUGUUUUUUGCAAAAGCUGUGAAUCCAUUGUUUGAACAAAAUAUGUACAAUAUUUAUAACAUACUGAUUACCAAGAAGCUCUAACAGAAUAUUCUCUUUUUGUUUUAAAGAUAAUGCAAAAACUGCUGAAAAGUAUUACAUAUUUUUUUACGUAUUUUAAAAUAAAUAGGAGAGAAAUUAAGCAAUUUGGAUGAAAUAUAAUUGCUAUUAAAAGAAUCUUAUUUAUGUAUGAAUAGUUUAAGCAUGUGGCUUAAGAUCUUGUGUGUAUAAUGUCUGACAUUUUAAUUUGUUACUCAGAACAUUUUAAAUUGUUUGUAUAAAUUGUUAUAUGUAGGAAUGUUCUGUUUUUUUUACCAGUAUUAAAAAAAGAAAAUCCUCAAAAAAUAGAUAAUUCACAGGCCAUUAAAACUACUUAUUUAGUUUUCUUUUUGAAGUUUGCUUUGAUUCUGUCAUCUAGUUUGGCUUAUCAAAUUGGAUAUCACCGGUGAUUGUUUUAAAAGCAUUACUGGAGAAACAUACAUGUAUAGCCGCUUUGGAAACUUAUAAACAAGAAAGCUUAAAUAUUAUUGUGGUAUUUGGGAUAUCGCGUCUUCAGUUUGAAAUAAGAGAUGUCAAAUGUGACCGGCAGUAAGAGUUCUAUGUUCAGAACUUUCAUUGUAUAUGUAGGUGAGAAAUUUCAGAAAGAAGACUUAUUUAUAGAAGUAGAAGGUAAUAGGCUCCGGUGAAAAACAAACAAUCCUAAAAAGAAUGAAAAAUAUACUGGUGUAAGGAUUUUAAUGAAACUAUGUCGGUCAUGACAGUUAGAUAAUAAAGGUUUGUUUAAUCACUGUCAUGGUGGCUAUUUUAAACAUGAUAUGUGUAAUUAACUGAAAGUUAAUCGGUUAUAAAUUAUUAUCAAUGUUUUUAAAAAUGUUAUGAAUAUGUCUUUUAUUAUUAUAAGUGCUUUAUCAGUGCUAGUAUUUGUAAGCAAUAUAGAUUGUCUGAUGCAUUUGUAUUUUUUGUAAAUAAAUAAAAUCAGUUAU
Molecule: messenger RNA, 2742 nt
Organism: Patella vulgata (common limpet)
Lineage: Eukaryota; Metazoa; Mollusca; Gastropoda; Patellidae
Product: CCR4-NOT transcription complex subunit 9
Exons: 9
Coding region: 113-1045 (310 amino acids)
Biological process (GO): negative regulation of translation; mRNA catabolic process
Cellular component (GO): CCR4-NOT core complex; P-body; CCR4-NOT complex
Source: RefSeq, a predicted model, not a curated record